Molecule: messenger RNA, 2201 nt
Organism: Physcomitrium patens
Lineage: Eukaryota; Viridiplantae; Streptophyta; Bryopsida; Funariales; Funariaceae
Biological process (GO): dGTP catabolic process
Cellular component (GO): nucleus
Molecular function (GO): dGTPase activity
Source: RefSeq, a predicted model, not a curated record
CACGCACACACACACACACACACACACACAGAGCUUCGUUCAUGCACGCAUUAUUAGAGCAGUCGGAGGAGCUCAGCCAGCGAUGCUGCACGGUGUUCGGUGCAGCCCAGUCUCCUGCUCUGCUCCUCCGUGUCUUGCCACUCUGCUCAAUGUGUACCCAACUCUGCGUUGCCCCUUAUCCGGAUGCCCCUACUGAAAAGGCCAUGCUUGUGCUCUGCACGAGGCGCUUGGGCAGGGCGUAUGCUUUGGAUCUCCUCGAUGCAGAAUUCCAACCCUCCCCCCCCCUCCCUGCGAAUUCACUGACCACACUCUCGAGAGUUGAAAGCCAGAGUCGCCAGGUGCAGUUUGGGUAACUCGCUGAGUGCGAUUGCGGGUAUGGAAGUCAUGUUCGUGGCAGGGUAUCAAGCACAUUAACUUCACGGAAGAGGGCGCCGCACGAGCAUAUUCCACGCACUUGGGAUGACACUGCAUCUUUCCGAUGCUGCAUAAAUAGAAUGCCUCGCCUAAAGGGUGGGAGUGGAAAGACCUAAAUCUCCACUAAGUAUGAAAUUUGUGGACAGCGAACAAUUUCAGAGAUUACGUGACGUGAAACAAUUAGGUCUUUGCCACUAUGUUUAUCCUGGAGCAAUGCAUUCUCGGUUUGAGCACUCGCUGGGAGUAUAUCAUGUUGCGGGUGAAGUAAUGGACUAUCUGAAGAAAACACAGGGUGAUGAAUUGGAGUUGGAGCCGGCUGAUUUCAGGGUUGUCAAAUUAGCAGGGCUGCUUCAUGAUGUCGGUCAUGGGCCUUUCAGUCAUGUCUUCGACAAUGAGUUUCUUCCCCGAGCACUUCCCAAUUUUAAGUGGAGUCAUGAGCAGAUGUCAGCAGAUAUGGUAGAGUAUAUUGCCGACCUGCAUCAUAUCGAUAUCGAUGUUAACGAUCUGAAGAGAGUUAAGGCCAUGAUACUUGCAGCCUCGAAGACUUCUAUAAUUCAGGCACACGGUGACAAGAGAUUUCUUUUUGAUAUUGUAGCAAAUGGACGAAACGGGAUAGAUGUUGACAAGUUUGACUACAUUGAAAGAGACACAAGAGCUUGUGGCCUUGGCAGGAGUUUUGACUACCGAAGGUUGGUUGAGAGUAUGAAGGUGAUAGAUGAUGAAAUCUGCUUUAGAGCAAAAGAAGCCCUUACGGUGUAUCGCUUAUUCCAAACAAGGGCAGAUUUGUGUCGGACAGUGUAUACUCACGCAAAAGUAAAGGCUCUGGAACUUAUGAUAGUUGAUGCCAUGCUUCUGGCUAAUGAUUACCUGAAAUUGACCAGUUAUGUUGAAGGACCUUCCAGGUUCUGGAAGUUGGACGACACUUUACUGAAGACAAUUGAAACUGCGGAACAGCCUGAACUUCGACAAGCCCGUGAAAUUGUAUUGCGAAUGAGACGGAGGCAACUAUAUCAGUUUUGCAAUGAGUAUGCAGUUCCGAAGGAACAUUUAGAGCACUUCAAAGAUGUGACUGCUCAGGAUAUUAUCUGCUCCCAGACGAAACCUGGAGUAAAUCUUACCGAGGAUGAUGUGCUUGUCCAUGCCACACGGAUUGAUUUCACUCGUGGCACGGAGAACCCUGUGAGCAGCAGGGUUCACUUCUUCCAGGACUUUGAGAGCACAGAAAAGUUCCUCAUUCCGCAGGACAAAAUCAGCCACAUUCUUCCAGAAACUUUUCAAGAUCGAAUCAUUCGGGUGUACGCUAAAAACCCUGAACAUGUGGAGGCUGUCUGUGAAGCUUUUGAAGAGUUUCAAAGAAAACAAUUUGGAUAUACCUCGCAGAUUCAUGGAACGCCCGACAGGAAAAAAGGAAAAAGGUGAAUAGAGACACUAAUUUUUUUCAUGAGGAGAAAUUCUGUUAUGGUAGAAGCCAUUUCAUAAUAUUCUCCACACUAAGGGUAUGAAAGAGUCCUUCUAUCCCUAUUUGUGAAAGCCCUCUUUGGUAAGAAAAAACCACUGGUCCAUUGCUGUUAUGUGCAGUUCUUUGAGCAUAGACCUCUUUGGGAAAGUCCACGUUCUAGAUAUAGCUAGAACAUGGACAACGCCUCAUGGUUUAAGUUUUCAGUUUGUAUUGAGUCGAUACUGUCAUACGUGUGUUGAAGCGUGAGUUAUAAUAUAAGAUAAUCAUUCCUAGCAAACACAUAAAACAAAACAAAUAAAAUAAAAUGUAAGUUUUCCGUUUGUACUCA